AUGAUGAUAACUACGAUGAUCCUGAUGAAUAAGAUUGUAAGGAAUUAGAUCUUUAUAUUCUUAGAUCCAAUCGGUGUCGGGGCUUAAUUUGACUUAGCUGAUUUUGAUGAAGAAAAUAUUCCUCACUAAAAGUAACCUUAGAAAUCUGAUAAAGAUCUGCCCAAAACUCAAAGCAACAAUGCUUUUAAAAAGAAAUAAUUUGAAGUAAAAUAGGAACAGUUUGAUGAUGAUGAAGAAGAUGAUAAUAGUGAUGAUGACAGAUAUAAAAGCAAAAAACCUCCUCCUAAAUAAAACAUACAAGCUUAGCAUAAUUUUAAGAAGAAGAUGCCAAAUCCAUUUAGCGACGAAGAGUCUGAGGAGAAGGAUAGAAAUAGUGAUAUGGAUUAAGUUUAUGAUAAGAAAAAACAAAUUAAAAAAGAUGAGUAAAAGUAAUAGCCCUUGAAAAGUAACAUGGAAAUGAGCAACUUAAAAUAUAAACAAGAACCAGCAAAGAAACACCAACUCAAGAAAGAGUCUUCGAAGGAGUCAUCUGAAUAUUCAUACAAGAGCAAGAAUAAGCAAGACAAUAAUAAUCUCUCAUUGAAGUAAUAGAAUAGCAAUAAGACUGAUAAUGAUCUAAAGCCUGAUGUACAAAGGAAAAUUUCAAAUUUAAGUAGUGGAUAAUAAAUUAAUCUGAACAAUAACUCAAUACUUAGCAAAAAGCCAGUAGGUUAACCGUAAAAGCGAUAUGGUGUAUAUCAUGAUGACGAUGAAGAAGAUGAGGAUGAUGCAGUAAGCCAAAAAUGGAGUAACUAAGACGAUAAUUACUCAAACAGAGGCAAACGAGCAGUAGCUCCAAUUACUAUUGAUAAGAAAAAUUCUAAUCAUAGUUCAUAGCUCAAAUAAUAGAAUUUAUAGCAAUAGAGUCCUUAGUUUUAACAAAUGAAUUUUUAUGAGGAAAAAAAGACUGCUGUAACCAAUAGCAAUAAUAAGGCAUAAUCUAAUGUGAAAAGAAAGAAGUCAAGCUAAAAAUAAUUAUAAGAUCAAGAUGAUGAGUCAGUGACUGAUAAAAGCAUUGAGAUUAUGGAAAGUGAUACAGAUAAUAAAUCAGUGAAGUCUAAGAAUCCCGCCAAGGGAUUUGCAAAGUAAAAAGCAAUAGAAGUUCAUAAUAUGGAUGAGCAUCAAAAUAAUCACGAUGAUGAUGAAGAGGAAAAUAUUCUUGAUACCAAUCCAGAGAACUAUCUGAUUGAAAAGACAUAAAAGAAGAGAUUGUCAUAAAAAGCUGAGAAUUUUUUCAAAUUUGAUUAUGAAGAUGGGGAAAUCCCAGAGCACAUUCAACAUCAAGAGGAACAUGGCUUAAAUUGGGAUGAAUUGGAUCAACUUAAUGAAUACUUUAGGACUAAGAAGCUAAAACAUUAGAAGAGAAGAAGAAAGUCAAUGAAGUAUCUUAGAGCAAGAAACCUAUUCUUUACUAGUAGAUGGUACAUGAUGUUUCAUUUCAUUUAAAACGUCCUCUUUUGGCUAGUCAUCCUGGUAUUUCCAACUAUUUCAGUAAUUGGUUGUGAUGGAGGGCACAAAUGGAUGUCGCAUGUAGCUAUGGCUUUUUACUUAGGGUUGUUCCUAAUAUUUGACACAGUUUUCGCAUGCUAGUAUAUAUCUAGAGAAAGUGCAAGAUUUGAUCUCAAAUCAUACAACAAGGGCAAGUAUUAUAGACAAGGAAAGUGCUGUUUUAUGUUUACUGUUUACUUGAAAUGCUUUUUUGAAAUACUCAUGACAUAGAUUGGUUUAUUUGACCUUUACACAGAUAUGGCGUUUGCUACAUUAGUGCAGAAGGAGGAAUUCUAAACUUUAGCCUUAGUAUCGAUAUUUUCAUUAGUCCUUAUUGCCAUUCCUAAGAUGUACUCAUUCGCGUUAUUACUGAUGAUGUUGUUUGGCUAAGUAAGGGAGCAAGAUAAAAAGAGAAAAUAUGCUACUAGGAUAAUGAUAUUUAACGAGUUUAGAAUGUAAGCAGCCUGCAUUGACUACAUCACUCAUUAAAAGGCUAAGACUGAUCUCUUUUACGGACUCUAUAAGCUAUUCUUUGAAGACAUCCCAUAAUUCAUUGUAUAAGCUAUUUUCCUUGUGAAUACAGAUUGUGGAAGAAAAUAUCCUAAUGGUAUCAUCUAUGCAGGAAUUUUAAUGGCACUAUUCAACACAUACUUUGGAAUGCUUUAUAGAUUCUCCAGAUAUUGCUACUCAAGAAAGAGGUUGCUUGCAUACUAGCAGAAAGUAGAAAUUAAGAUUUCUAAUCUUUCAUUAUCUGCUUAUGGAUUCAGAAAUAUCAGAGGCAGAAUACAUUACAAUAGAAAAGCAUAGGCUCUUAACUUUACUGGGCAAAAUUAUGAGUAUAUGGCUCUCGAUGAGUAAGGCAUUAAGAAAUAUGUUAGCUUCAUGGAAUCAUUUCCAAAGAAGGAUAGAAUAGAAUUUGUAGACCUAAACAAGAUGAAGUUUGACAAUAUCAGGUAUGUCAAACAACUAUUUUAAGGAAUCGAUAAAAAUUUUAAGGAACUUAGAUAUAUGACAAUACAACAGUGUUUCCUUAGCAAGUCAUUCAUACUUUAACUGAAGAACUUUUUAGAUGGCAAUGACUCUCUCGCCAGGAUUUCAUUCGUCAUGAAUUAAAUGCCAGAGGAUGAUGUGUAUUGGACUAUUGAGACUUGUUUAGAGCACCCUAACCUUGAAAUAAUCUAGAUUGCUGAGAGAUGGGUAAAAAGUGUUUCCUUAGACGAGGGAAAAAGCGAAAAGGAAAAAGCUAUACUUGAAAGACCUACUAAUAUUUCAAUUUGCAGAGGAAUCUAUAUAAGGCUUUAGCAAAAUGAGUCCUUAAAAAUACUAGAAAUCAGAUACCUGACUCUAAGCAGGAAUGUUUUACAAGCGAUUUUUAAGGGAUUGUAAAAAAAUAAGCACUUGCUAAGGUUAGUGCUUACCAAUGAUGCUCUGAAACUCGCAAAUUAACACGAGUUCCAGCUUUUAGGAGAAGCCAUCAAAUUAAACUAAGUUUUAAAGCACAUUGAUCUAUCUUUCAACCAAAACUUUGAUAGUAGUUUAGCAUUCAAUUCAGAAAUUACUGACUCAUUAAUAAAUACACCUAAUACACCUUUACAAAGAAUAGAUAUCACAACUAUCUCUCACGAGAUAAUGGCUACUUAUUUGGGUUUAAUGGAUCAUAACCCAAUAGUAUCAGUAUUUGUAAAGGGAAAGUUACUUGAAGAUGUUGAUAUUCAAGAUGAUUGA
Messenger RNA from Stylonychia lemnae, 3252 nucleotides. NCBI's taxonomy places the organism in Eukaryota, Ciliophora, Spirotrichea, Sporadotrichida, Oxytrichidae. The record is from the annotation of a GenBank genome assembly.